CUCGCAUUGCUAUAACGAUUCUUGUAUACUGUCAAGUCGUUGAGAGAUCGUUGAGUUGAAUUCCUUGGAUUAGAAAUUCGUUGAUGAAAAAAAUGACAACAUUGGGAUUGAAAUUUUGAUAAUCAAGUCUGGAAGUGAAUGUGACAUUAUAAAUUGAGCAAAUCGUAAUAACAACAGUGCAAAAGUUACUCAAAGCGAAAGUUUAUGGUUUAUUGAUUUCGCAAGGUGUAGGAAGUAAUAGUGUGACUUCGUCUUGCAUAUUCAAAAUGAUAAAAGCUAUUGCUGAUAAAAUUAACGGGAUGAUACAUCAUUAGCAGUCUCGUUUCCACUUCAAAUGAGUUGGAUUCCUGAUUAAUAUCCCCUCCUCGCGAUCGUAAUUGCUAUUGAUUUUUUGCCUUACAUUUUUGUUACGCAAGUGACAACACUUCGAUUACAAGUAUCGUUUGGUUUGGUUUGAAUAUUUCCGUCUGUCAUCAAAUGGUAUGUGCACACUCGUUGAAUUCAUUUAAUACACUUUGAAGUUAUUAUCAAACAAAAUUAUUAAUGUCUUUGACGCUGUGGCCAAAAUCGACCGAUCUAUUUUUAAUUGAACGUUUACAAACAUUAAAUUUAUAAAGUAAUUAGGACAACGGAAUAGGAGGACGCGUAUUAGUACAGAGAAAAAUGUUACUCUACAAAAUGAGUCCAAGAAACGCAGUAAGCCAGUCUUCAACAACGGUUCAUCUUCUUUUAACGAUAUUAUCCUUGAGUUCAUUUACAGAUGUUAUAAUAGCUGUAAACCGAAUUAUUGGCGAUGAAAGGCAAUGCCAAAAAUUGUGCACAACAAGCAGCUGCCUAUUUCAAACUUUGGAAUUUUGGAAAAUAAUGAACAGAGAGGCUGACCCGUGCACAAAUUUUUACGAAUUCGCGUGUGGUCGUUUCAUAAGAGAUACGUCCAUCAUUGAUGAAGAAAGUGUAGUAAGUACGUUUAGUCUGGCGCAGACUCAGAUAUCAACUGAACUACUUCACGAAUUAAACAAGUCGGUGAAAGAAAAUGAUUUAGAUGCGAUCAAAAAAACGAAAACUUAUUAUCAAAAUUGCAUGAAUGAAGGAUGGCCAGUGUUACUUGGUGACAAAUGGGACAACAGUCAGUUUGACUGGGUGGAAAGCAUUUACAAAAUUAGGGAACAUAAUUUGCCGAUGUUUUUUCCAAUAAUCAUAAGCGUUUAUUUUGAUAAUACAAACUCAACCAUGCGCAGUAUCAAAGUGCGUAAUGCUUUUUCAAUGAUUAAUCGAGCAUUUUUGAUAAAUGGAGUUCACAAUCCACAAAUGACAGCUUAUUUCAAUUAUAUGAUGAACGUCAUAACUAUAUUAGGUGCAAAAAGAAACAGUGCUACAAUAAAUGAAAUGAAAGAGUUAUUAAAAUUUGAAAUUCAACUUUACAACAUUACAACAUCUGAGGAAAAAUUAAUUGAUAUACCAGAAGCAGAAGCUCCAAUUAGUAUUAGAGAGCUAUCUUUCAAGUUUCCAAGUAUCCCGUGGCUAGAAUUAUUAAAUAAAAUUCUUAAUCCGAGUGGUAUAUUCAUCAACGACACGGAAGAAGUUUACCUUGAAGAUCCAAAUUUCAUUGUACAGAUUGUAAAAUUGAUAGAUAUAACUCCGAAACGAGUGCUAGCUAACUUUUUAUCAUGGAGGAUUACUCAAAUUACUCUCAUGUACAUGCCUAAAAAGUUGAAAAAGGUUGCUACUGACUUUAGGAGCAUCAUAGAUGGAACAAAAAAAACUAUGAGCAGAAUGUACUGGUGUCUAAAUGAAAUAAUGGAGGCGUUUCCGGUUAGUUUGAGUGCCAUGUUUGUCAGGAAAAAUUUCAAUCAACGUAUUAAAUAUACUAUCAAUGAAAUAGUUGAAAAUAUCAGAAACGAAACAAGAAAAAAUUUUCUGAUGGUGGAUUGGAUGGACGAAAAAACCCGAAAAGCUGCUAUAGAAAAAUUAGAUGCAAUGACCGUUUCAAUUGGUUACGCUGAAGAAUUAAUGGAUGAUCAAAAAGUAAACGAUUACUACAAUGAGUUACAAAUCAACCCAGGGUUAUACAUCACCAGUGCAUUCAACGUAACUUCAUUCUUGGAAAAACAAAACUAUAGAGCACUAAGGAGAUCGUCAAACGAAUAUCUGUGGACGCAGAAUCAAAAUGUUGCGCUUGUUAAUGCUUAUUACACUUCAUCGACAAAUAAUAUUGAAAUACCUACUGGAUUUUUAAAAACAUUCUUUCAAUCAGACAGACCUCAAUACAUAAAUUACGGCACAAUAGGUACCAUGAUUGGACAUGAAAUCAUUCAUGGCUUCGAUAACCAGGGUCGAAAAUACGAUAAAUAUGGGAAUCGAAAGAACUGGUGGGAAUCGAAUACUGAAAAGAACUUUAUAAAAAAGGCGAAAUGCAUUGUAGAGCAAUACAAUAAUUACACUGUACCUGAAGUCGGCCUAAAUGUAAAUGGACAGUUGACGCAAGGUGAAAAUAUUGCUGACAACGGAGGUUUCAAAUUAGCUUAUUAUGCAUACAAUGAAUGGACGAAACGUCACAAUAUUGUCGAAGGUUGCCUUCCGUAUCUUCCAUACACUCCUCAACAGAUGUUCUGGAUUAGUGCAGCUAGUAAUUGGUGUAGUAAACAGCGACCAGAAUUUCUAAGAGAUAUUAUUGCUACAGAUCCGCAUAGUCCUUAUGACUCAAGAGUAAUAUUGUCGUUUUCCAACAUUAAAGAAUUUGCUAAAGAUUUUAAUUGUAAACUUGGCUCUAAAAUGAAUCCUGAAAAGAAAUGUCUGAUUUGGUAGGUCUUAUAUGUUUUCUUCCAAGCUUGUUACGUAAUGUACUAUGAUACAUUUUUCAAAUCGCAAUUUAUGUUUUUAAAUUGAUCAACAUUGUUCGAUGCAAUUUUAAAACUGUUCAAAAGUUUGUUCUGUAAUAAUGUCAUCCUCAUCAAUAGCAUCAUUCUUGUAAAAAACUCUUUCAAUAAAAUAUUUUUAAGAUGUACUAAAAACUAUUAGUCAAAAUAAAUUGUUAGUUUACUUCGAAUAAAAUCAAACAUAUAAAAUGUAAUCAAUAAUUCAAAAAUUCAAAAAAAGACGAUUCAA
Phymastichus coffea is the source of this 3105-nucleotide messenger RNA. Its product is annotated as neprilysin-2-like. Gene Ontology annotation, biological process: protein processing. Bases 664 to 2805 code for a protein of 713 amino acids. NCBI's taxonomy places the organism in Eukaryota, Metazoa, Arthropoda, Insecta, Hymenoptera, Eulophidae. The record is from RefSeq and is a predicted model, not a curated record. Gene Ontology annotation, molecular function: metalloendopeptidase activity. The transcript has 10 exons. Gene Ontology annotation, cellular component: plasma membrane.